CUUUGUCCCUCUUCAGAUUACUUCUGAGCACUUGGCUGCUUUCUCUUAUCUUUGAAAUUCUUGUGAAAAAUGGUGUCUUUUCCUAUGGAAUUUAAGUGGGUUUUCUUGGGUAUUUCUCUAAUGUUGGUUGGUUUGGUUAGCUCUUCAAGAUUUGAGGAGCUGUAUCAGCCCAGCUGGGCAACAGACCAUUUGACAAAUGAAGGAGAAAUUCUCAGGAUGAAAUUGGACAACCUUUCUGGUGCUGGAUUUUCAUCAAAGAACAAGUAUAUGUUUGGGAAAGUUACUGUUCAGAUUAAGCUUGUAGAAGGUGACUCUGCUGGAACUGUCACUGCUUUCUACAUGUCAUCAGAGGGACCAACCCACAAUGAGUUUGAUUUUGAGUUUCUAGGCAACACUACUGGCGAACCAUACUCUGUACAAACCAAUGUGUACGUAAAUGGUGUGGGUAACAGAGAACAAAGAUUGAACCUUUGGUUCGACCCAUCCAAGGAAUUCCACUCCUAUUCCAUCUUGUGGAACCAACGCCAAGUUGUAUUCUUAGUAGAUGACACCCCAGUUCGUGUACACUCAAAUUUGGAGCACAAGGGAAUUCCAUUUCCAAAGGACCAACCCAUGGGUGUGUACAGUUCAAUAUGGAAUGCAGAUGAUUGGGCUACACAAGGCGGAAGGGUCAAGACUGAUUGGUCACAUGCACCCUUUAUUGCAUCCUACAGAGGAUUUGAGAUUGAUGGCUGUGAAUGUCCAGCAACUGUUGCAGCUGCUGAGAAUUCUAAGCGGUGCAGCAGCAGUACUGAGAAAAGGUAUUGGUGGGACGAACCAACAAUGUCUGAGCUGAGUCUGCACCAGAGCCAUCAGUUGAUUUGGGUCAGGGCUAACCAUAUGGUCUAUGAUUAUUGCACAGACACUGCUAGGUUCCCUGUUGCUCCGGUUGAGUGCCAGCACCACCAGCACAAGACCCGCAACUAGUCCACAUCUGUUGCUCUGCUUGGGAAUUGGGGUUCACUCUUGCAUUGUAUAAAAGAUAAAAAAAGAAAAAGACAUGAACUCCAUGUUGUUACAUAAUUUUGGUUAUCUACUUUUAGUUUGUAAAAAUUUAAUCUCUGUUUAAUGUUCAUGCCUUUUAAUGGAGUAUUUUUCAUAUGCAUUCUAUA
This is a messenger RNA of Nicotiana attenuata, 1151 nucleotides long. RefSeq names its product xyloglucan endotransglucosylase/hydrolase protein 9. Gene Ontology annotation, cellular component: apoplast; cell wall. The record is from RefSeq and is a predicted model, not a curated record. The transcript has 4 exons. Lineage: Eukaryota; Viridiplantae; Streptophyta; Magnoliopsida; Solanales; Solanaceae. Gene Ontology annotation, biological process: cell wall biogenesis; xyloglucan metabolic process. Bases 70 to 966 code for a protein of 298 amino acids. Gene Ontology annotation, molecular function: hydrolase activity, hydrolyzing O-glycosyl compounds; xyloglucan:xyloglucosyl transferase activity.